This is a messenger RNA of Archocentrus centrarchus (flier cichlid), 1902 nucleotides long. It is a transcript of the gene foxi3b, whose product is annotated as forkhead box I3b. Bases 156 to 1334 code for a protein of 392 amino acids. Gene Ontology annotation, biological process: regulation of transcription by RNA polymerase II; cell differentiation; anatomical structure morphogenesis. Lineage: Eukaryota; Metazoa; Chordata; Actinopteri; Cichliformes; Cichlidae. Gene Ontology annotation, molecular function: RNA polymerase II cis-regulatory region sequence-specific DNA binding; DNA-binding transcription factor activity, RNA polymerase II-specific. The record is from RefSeq and is a predicted model, not a curated record. The transcript is spliced from 2 exons.
CUUGACAUACAACAAGGACAAAGACUAGAAAACAGUGGAGAACAAGAGUAGGACUUUUGCGACGAAGAGAAAGAGUUCGGCAUCGAGAAGAACAAAAAAAACCCAUCAAAGGCGAAGAAUUAAGACGAGGCUGAGAAGUGAGAAGAAACUUGACAAUGUCUUCGUUUGAGGCCCAGAGUCAGUCUCCUCCUCGGUGUGGCCCCCAGUUCCCGAGCCUCGGCCAGGAGCCUCCAGAGCUCAGCAUGUACGGUGACUGUUUCUACCCUCCACCUUCACUGCCAAGUCCUCAGCGCACUACUCCUACCACCUACGAGCUAACCGACUACACCAGCUCGUCCUCAAACCCUUACCUCUGGUUUAACAGCUCUGGGAUCAACACAUCACCGUACCUGGCUACCACCGGCCCGCCGGGUAAUCCUGGCCCUCCCUUUGUUCCUCAGCAUUAUGGCAUGCAGAGGCCUUACCUGGGUCCACCUGGAGCUGGGGGUCCAGGAGGGGAACUGAGCUGGUUUUCUCUCCCGUCACAAGAAGACUUGAUGAAGCUGGUUCGCCCCCCUUACUCCUACUCUGCUCUCAUUGCCAUGGCUAUCCAUGGAGCACCCGACAAGAGACUGACGCUGAGUCAAAUUUAUCAGUAUGUCGCUGAUAAUUUCCCUUUCUACAACAAGAGCAAAGCAGGCUGGCAGAAUUCUAUCAGACACAAUCUGUCACUUAAUGACUGCUUCAAAAAGAUACCAAGAGAUGAGGACGAUCCAGGUAAGGGCAACUACUGGACACUUGACCCAAACUGUGAAAAGAUGUUUGACAACGGAAACUUCCGCCGCAAAAGAAAGAGAAAGUCUGAUUCCCUCUCCAGUGGCGACGGCACUUCAGGGCCUCCAGAAUCAGGUGACAGCGAGAGGGGCAGCCCGAAACACUCCGGCAACCCCGGCCUAAACAUGUCGCCCGCACCGGACAGGAUUCCCUCACCUUCACUGUCAGGUCCCACGCCAUGCCUGAGCAGUUUCUUAUCUGAGAUGUCUGGAGUCUCAGCGGGGGGAUCGAAUGAGGUGGGAGGUAGCGGGUUAAGCAGGUCAGUGCAGAUGAACAUUCCUUUGGAUGGGCCACAUAGACCCACACAGCCGGGAAGCUUUAGUACCUACUCUGCCAACUCAGGUGGUUCAGAGUGGGUACCGCAAGCGCCAGCUCCACCUGCUCUCUCCUCUUCACCCAGCCACUCUUCACUAGGUUACAAUAGCCCCAUUCUCAGUCAGUACAAUGGCUCCGGCGGUCAAUUUUAUCCUACGCUCAGCUCGACGGGAGUCAUCUAUCAUCGUGAGGGCUCAGAGGUUUAAUAAGACAUCGAUGGGGGAGAAGUUGUUUGAAGAGACCCUUGGUGGGAAAUUUGUCUGGUUAUUUUUGUUUAAGAGAGGGUCCGUUGUAGAAAAUACACAAACACAACGUAUAUUUGCGCUGACUGCGACAGUUGAGGUCAACAAAGCGUGUGACAACUGAGUAAAAAAAUUUAAAUUCUCACAGAAACAGCUUAGUCAGCUGCAGCAGACUACAGUUGUCUCUCCCCGAAACCACAGCCAGAGUCACUAUCAGAUCUUCAGUCAGCUUUUAUUCUAACUGAAGCUCAUUUCUAUCAGAUCUGUCUCAUUAUUAACAGAUCCUAGAUCCGACAUCAUGUGCUGACAUCAGUCUGUUCCACUAUGGGAACUAUGAUUCUCUGAUGGUAUCACUAUUACAAUGCUCAGCAUAUUUACAGUAGGUAAUCCACACUGGUGUCUACAAAGCAUGUGCGCUCAUUGCUGUAAUGGAUAAAAAAGUAAAAAUAGGAAUUUAUGCCAUGUUUUUUUGUUUUUUUUGUAGCACCAAAAUUAAAACAUUUCAUUAACUUACUUAUUUAGUUUGUAAAUA